This is a messenger RNA of Gryllus bimaculatus (two-spotted cricket), 6344 nucleotides long. Lineage: Eukaryota; Metazoa; Arthropoda; Insecta; Orthoptera; Gryllidae. The record is from the annotation of a GenBank genome assembly.
AAUACAGACUAAAAUCGUGCUUCAACUUUCUUGAAAUGCUUUGGAGUGACGGAAGACGGCGCUAAAUUCCACAUAAUGCGGGUAUGUUGACGGCAGGAGAGAGGGAGGGGCGUGUAGCGAUCGGUUGAUCGGUAUUGUGAUGGCGGCUACUUGGCUUGUAAUCUUGGAUGUGGAAUUUGUGUUGUAAUGGAAUAACUCAAAUAUAUACAAUAUCUUGGCCUUUCAGACAAAAUCACGACUAAGAAAAGUGUUUUUGCUUUUAAGCAUUGCGUUUUUAAGCAAAGAAGUUGAUAAUGGGUUCGAAAAAACACAAAAAACACAAAUCGGAGAAAAAAGACCGCUAUGAAGAAAAACAGUUUGGCAUUGAAAAACCUCCAUCCUUGAAACUAAUAUUGAAAGUAGGCAGUUCAUCUACACCAGAACAUAGCAGUGAUUCUCCAGGGCCUACACUCCCCCCUGUACACGCAAAUAUAAAUUAUAGCGUUGCAUCCCAGGCAGGAGAUGAAGAAUCACAUUUGUCAACUGCCUCAUUUCAUACAAAGGAUGAGACUCACAUUGACCGCCAGCACAGAAAGGCCAAAAAGAAGAAGAAGAAGAAGGAAAAAGAUAAAGAUAAGGAAAAACAUGAAAAGAAACACAAACAUCAUCACAAAGAGAAGCGUAAGAGGCCACGGGAUGAAUCAAGCCAAGAUGAUAUAAGUGUGGGUGAGGAGUCAUUGUCUGACCCACCUUUGCCCAACAAACGUAUUAUGAUGGAGGGCAAUGUGGGUGACGCAUCUCAAGGUACCAAUUCAGGAGAUGGUACACAUCUUCAUCAAGGACAAGUGUGUACUUCACGAGAACCACGCUCCUGUGUGCUUCGACAACGACAAGAACGCUCAGCUUUGCAACGAUUACUUGAUCAUUUGUUAAAAGGAUUAGAGAAACGAGAUCCACAACAGUUUUUUGCUUGGCCUGUUACUGAUCAUAUUGCUCCUGGUUAUUCCCAAAUAAUUUCACAGCCUAUGGAUUUCAGUACAAUGAAGCAGAAAAUUGAUGAUGGUGCUUAUUCAUGUCUUGGAGACUUCAUUGAUGAUUUCAAAUUAAUGUGCAACAAUGCAAUGGUAUACAAUCAUCCUGAAACAAUAUAUUACAAAGCUGCAAAGAAGUUGCUUCAUGUUGGUUUGAAGUUCAUGAGUGCUGACAAGUUGAAACCUCUGCGCUCAGUAUUACCGUACCUUUGUGAAUUAACUCGUGCUGAAUUGGGUUUUGAACUUGGCAAUGAAGAUUACUUAGCAUCAGGCACGCCAAUGAAAUCAGAGAAUUUGUCUGCAGAAGAAGGAGGUGGAAGUGUGAGAGAUGAUUGUGAUGAUAUGAGUGCUGAAGUUCGAAGGGAACACAGACGAAAAAUGAAGGAAAAUAGACCUUUGAGCAAAUUUGAAGCAAUUCCUGAUGACCUUACUCCAGAAGAAAUAUUACAGCAAGCACAAAAUGCUGCCAAAGCUGCUGCAGAUAAAUUAUCAAUGAAACAAGUGAAUUCUAAAAUGGGCUUUCUGAGGCAGAAGAAAGAUGGGAGCACAUCUUUAGCAAUUUUAAUACCCACUGAUGGAGUAACACCUGGCACCAAUGAGCGACCUGUAUCUUUAGGUGCCUUUUCUGGUAAAUUAACCCAUGGGACUGGCCAGUUGCAGGGCUUCCGGGAAGAUCGACGUAAUUUGGCAAAGACUGUAAAACCACUGUAUUAUGGUGCCUUUGGAUCAUAUGCUCCAUCUUAUGAUUCCACUUUUGCAAAUUUAACUAAAGAAGAGUCUGAUCUUGUUUAUCAGACAUAUGGUGAUGAGACUGCUGUGCAGUAUGCUGAAAGCAUCCAGGACUUCACCAAAGACUGUGAUUACACACUUACAAUGGUUGAUAAUUUAUUGGACUUGCUGACUGGUGGGGAGCACAGACGAACUAAACGAAUAUUGGAAGAACGUCGGAAAUUGCGUGAGGAAGAAGAAAGAGUACGACAAUUACUUGAAGGGCGUGGCCCUUCAGGUGUACAGAGUGGUGAUGUUCAAUCACAACCUCUACAGCAAAUGCAACCAGUUCCUGUUGUUAAUAAUAAUAGUAUUAAUAAUAAUAAUAACAAUAAUAAUAAUAAUAAUAAUAUUAUACAGAACACCGCACUACCUAACAUAGACACAAGAGUGGACUUUUCAGCUCUUAAGUCUCUUAGUAGUGUUGGUCUUGAUGUUGAUUUCUUGGAUGAAUUAGAAUCACACUUACGAACUGGUGAUGAGCAUCGUGCUGCUGAGCAAGCAAUGCAAGUGCAAUUGGAUCACACAUCAAAUCUUCUACAAAAGCUACAGCAAGUUCAGAGUGAUCGAUUAAGCAUGGCGCCACCUCCACAUCUCUCACAAGUAGCACUUCCUUCUGAUGGGGAACUUCAGCUUGCUGAGAAAAUUACUGAUAAUUUGAAGGAUAUGGCCAAGAAGGUGAAUCCAAUUGAUAUCACAUCAGUGCCUGCGCUGAGAAAAGCCAUGGGUAUUCUUCCUGAAGCAGGGCCUCCUUCUCAUCCAGAAUCUCCUUUGGAAGUUAUCGAUUCUGUUCCAACACAUGUUGUACCAUCAGAUGCAGCUGUUGCCUCUGGAAGUGGUUUGGGCAAUGUGGUUCCUGUUCCUCUCUUGGGAUCUGGUCAGGUGACAGGUGAUGCCACUGUUGUGGAAGAGGUAGAUGUGGAAGGUACAAAUUCCCAGGUAGGUGGAGAUGAUGUGGCAGAAGUUGGGGGAUUGGUGACGGACUUGGAAUCAGAGCUUCGAGAGUUCUUAGAGAGCGGUCCACCUAUCAGUAGUUCUCCCCUUCAUGAUGAUAAAACUAUUGAAGAAAUUUUAUCUGAAUCCUGAGGAUCGUGUACACCCAUGUAAAUGGUUUGUUUUGGUAUAACUUUAAGGAAAGAGAUAUGUGAUAUUUAAUAUCAGCAACAGGACAAUAUAGCUGCUAGUUUUGAGUGCAGUGCACUUUUGAAGUUCAAUAUUAUUAAAAAAGUUUAAUAGUUUCUGAUAGUCAUAUUGCAAUAUACGAAUGGUUCUCUGGAGAAUUUUGUGCAAAGAAUACUGUUGGUUGGAGAAAUACUAUGAUAUCCUGCUUGAUGCUAUUGGAUGAUUGAUGUUUUUAUGCCAAGUGCUUGCAUUGAAGUGUUUAUUUUGUGUGCGAUUUCUUUGAGUUUUGUGACUGUUACCAUCUGAAUUGUGGAGUUGGUAUGAAGUAUUGUUUGUCUUCAUUUUUAAUAUUCUUAACUGUAAUUUCUAAAUUGUUUGAAGGAAUGAAUCCUAACUACUAAGUGAUGAAAGUAAUUUCAUGAAAUUUAAAAUUCUUCAGUUUUUGAAACUAUUGUAGUUAUGAGGAUGUACAGACCAUGAUGCUAUUGUUUAGCCCUUUAACAUUCCAGUUACAGAGGAAAUUGCAUAUAAGCCUUCAAAAAUAAAAUAAAAUAAAAUAAAAUAAAAUUAUGCAAGAUUCAGGAAAUUCUGAUUUUUUAAAAGUGCAAAUAUUCGUAUGUGGAAUAAUUGGUAAUGUGUUGUUCAGUUGCUGACUCAAGUUCACUGGUAGAUCUCUAGAAUUGUGAAUAGAUGUAUUUAUUCAGAAAAGUAUUGUCAUAAUUGAAUAAUUUUUACUCUUACAUUACCAAGUUUGUUUUCACUCCAACUCCACAUCUUGUAUCUUCCACAUUGUUUUCUUGUCUGUCUUUCCAAUAUUUUUAAAAUAAUAUGUAAAUAGUAGUGUGCUUGAUUAUUGCAACCAAUUAUUUUGGUCUUUUAACUGUUGUUGUCACAUUGAUAAUGUUGCUUGUUCUUCAGUUGUAGACAUUUUGUGCACUCUUCCUAUUAAACAUUAGAUAAUUUGGAUGGUAACGUGAUGAAAUACAACUUUGUGUAUUAUUUUUGUUUCUGUUUUCACUGAGUGUUAUUACUGACACUGGAAGUAAAUAAAAAUAAUUUAACAAAUGAACUGUUAGUAUAGGAGGGCACCAAAUUGCAUAGUAAUGUUCACUGACUUCCAGUAGAAAUUAGUGCAACAAUGAAGUGACAGAUUGUUUCAUACAUGGAAUUGAUUGACUUGAUCAGAUGAAAAGUAUUGAAGUCAGGGAAUGUCAUGUUACUAGUUGAGUGUUGCUAAAGCAUUAAAAUCGUAUUUUUAUAUUUAUAAAAGUGAAGUCUCCUAUUGAUAAUUGAAAAUAUUUAAGAUGUAAUGCUCGUAUUUUCAAAAUUUUAAUAGGCCAAAAUUUUCUUAUUCUACUUUUACUUAUCUGCUUCUUGUCGAAAGUGUUAUUGAAUUGGAGAUGAGGGGAAGCAAAUUGAUACAUUUAUAAGAAUGUAGGUGCUUCAGGAAUUAUGUAGACUCAUAAAUUCUCAACAUAUUUUAUGAUGUGAUGGUUGCUAUAAAAAUACAAUUGUGUACCAGUAUUUUAAACUUUGAUUAGAAUGAGCUGCAAAAGUACAGAAAAUGUGCAUUUGGGUAAUGAACAAAUAUAUAAUAUUGUAUGGCAUUGUCAGUAACAAUACUGUUUCCUAUUAGAACAAUAAUUUUUUUACAAUUGUUUAAAACCUCCUUUGGUUGAAUUAGUCAUGUGUCUGCAUGGCAUUAGUGGAUUAUCUCCUGUUAUGGGAAACUGAAGGAAUGGUCCGCAGGCUUGCAUAACUGCAGUGAAAGCCACAUACAAUCAAAGAGCAUCUUGAAAAAAAUUAAUGAAACCUGUGUAAUUCAACAGUAGUGCCAUAGUUCUAUUUUUCUCUGCUUAUGAAAUACAUUGUGGACUGCAUACUUGUGUGCCAAGUAAAGAUAUACCACUUUCAGUAGUCAAUUUUUGCUUGUAGUGAAAAAGAAAAUAAACAGAACUAAUGUGUAGCUAUAGUCAAAAUUUCAAAUUAUAUUUAAUUUUUAUGCAUUUACUUUUCUUUCUAACUUCAAUAAAACUAUAGUUAGUGUGCUAUCGCAAUUUCUUCUUGAUGAAAAUGUCUAAGCAAACAAUAAAUGUGAACGUACAUUAACAUAAAUUUUCAGAUUGUUCAAACUUAUCAUAGACUUUUCAAUACCUUUGUUGUUACAUUGUGUGCUUCAGAUAUAGUUAGAUUUGUAACCAUUCUUUUAUCUUGCAUGUUUCCUGAGGUACCAUAGCAUUUUUUUAUGGUAAUAAUUAUUUGAACACAAUUUCUACAGACAUCUGGGUGCAUGUUUGUAUUUCUGUAGUAAUGAAAGACCAUGUACUUAUUCCUGAAUGUGUCUAAAAUUUCUCAGAAAUGUAAUGAAUAUAUUACUUUUAUUUGGGAAAUGCAUGUCAUAUCUAUUUCCAUCUAGUCAAGAGUAUUUUUGUUUUUCAUUGCUGGAUGUAUUAAAUAUAGGAUUUCCUUGAAGAAACAAUUUCUGGGAUUUUUGUAUUGGUGUUAUUUUGAUAUUUUCUUUUUUGCAACAUUGUUCAUUAGUGAUUUGAACAGUUUCAAAAAUUUAUUCUAUGGAAGGAUAUAUUCCAUGUCAACACCGUUUUCUGUUGGUAUUUCCUUCUUUAUUGGUCAUGUUAUCGAUUUUUGUGGAAUCUAAUGGAAAUGCAAUUUCAUGAAAAGUGACAAAAUGACUGUUGGUCAUUUUUUUUAGUUGAAUUUUUAGAAUUUGAAAAUGUAAUAUUUUUAUAUAACAUUUAUUUUAAAAAUGUUAAACUGAGAGAUAUCUUAAGUGUUUUUACAAGUUUUUCACAACUUUCUUAUAAAACUGUUAGAAAAGGAAUAUGAAAAUAACCAAGUCAUAUUUUCUUUAUAAAAUGUUCAAAAUAUUUAGGACUUGUUUGCUACUGGUUAUUUACAAAUUGAAAGUUGGAAUAUUUUUUGUAAAAGAAGUAAAAUCACCAGAGAAAAGGGAAACCUAUUAACUAUUAAAGCAAUGGAACAAAAAAUAGAAUUUUAAUUAAAAUAUUACAAUUGGUGUUCAUUGAACUAAAAGGUCUUCAUACUGUAUGUGUGAUCAUGUUUUGUUUUUGACGGUGCAAAGUAAGAAUUGUAUGAAUGAGUUAAAAUACAUUUUUGAAAAUGUUCAUAUCAUUUGUAAAAGUAGAGGAGAAUACUGUACUUCCAAACAUUUUGUGGGAACUUUAUCACAAAGUGUUAAUUUUAAUGGGAAAUGGGUUAUUUCAAGAGCAUAAGUCUUCAAAUGAAAGUAUAAUGUUUAUUUUUAAUUCUAUGAAAUGUGACCUACUAUAUACACGCUUUCUGUAGAGUAUUAGAACUCUAUACAUAAACACUUUGUAACACAUUCCUUCUCUGACCUAUUUUGUUAUAUGUGUGUGAUUAACUGUGACUGUGAAAUAUUAGGACAGUAAAGAGCAUAUUUAUUGA